AGAACUCAGUUCCAGCUUUGAGUCUUCUGCUGCGUCUGAGCUCUAACAAGCAGAAACGGAAAAGGACUUAAACGAAGUAAAAGUGAAGCUCCUGUCAAUCAUGGCUUCCUCCAGAAGAUUCCUGUCUGAAGAUGAGCUCCAGUGCUCUAUCUGUCUGGAUGUGUUCACUGAUCCAGUCUCUACUCCAUGUGGACACAACUUCUGCAUGGUCUGUCUCAGAAAGUACUGGAACAGCAGCUCACACUGUCAGUGUCCAGUCUGUAAGAGAAAAUUCCCCCAAAGACCUGAACUGUCUAUAAACACCUUCAUCUCUGGACUGACUGCUCAGUUCAAGAAGUCAGUUCAGGUGAAGUCCAGCAGAGCUCCAGAUAAACGUACCUCCAAAUCUAAGAAGGUUCAGUGUGACUCCUGCAGUGAGGAUAAGCUGGAGGCUGUAAAGUCCUGUCUGGACUGUGGGCUCUCCUACUGUAACUCUCAUCUGAUGCCUCAUAAAACUGCAGCUAAACUCAAGAAACACAAGCUGAUGGAUCCUGUGGAGAACCUGGAGGACUACAUCUGCCAGAAACACGAGAGACCCCUGGAGCUGUUCUGUAAAAAUGUGAAGAAUCAGCUGGAGAAGACACAGGCAGAAGUUCAGCAGAUGAUCCAGGAGAGACUGAAGAAGAUCCAGGAGAUCAAACACUCUGUAGAACUCAAUAAAAAAAUCAGAGAGAAGGAGGAAGCAGACAGUGUGGAGAUCUUCAGGGCUCUGGUGCGCUGCAUUGAGAGAAGCCAGGCUGAGCUGCUGGAGGUGAUGGAGGAGAAGCAGAAAGCAGCCGAGAGGCAGGCUGAAGAGCUGAUUAAAGAGCUGGAGAAGGAAAUCACUGAGCUAAAGAGGAGAGACACUGAGCUGGAGCAGAUCUCCCACACUGAGGACCACCUCCACCUCCUACAGAUUUACCCGUCCCUCUGCAGACCCCCACCCACCAAGAACUGGACUGACGUUAGUGUUAACACUCCUCUGAGUGUGGAGAGUCUGAGGAGAGCUCUGUCUCAGCUUCAGGAACAUCUCACACAGGAGAUGGAGAAGAUUCCUGAGAUCAAACUGAAGAGAAUUCAGCAGUAUGCAGUGGACGUGACUCUGGAUCCUGAUACAGCUCAUCCUUUUCUCAUCCUGUCUGAUGAUGGAAAACAGGUUACAUGUGGCGUAAAGCGACAGAAACGUCUUGAUAACUCACAGAGGUUUGAUUAUGGUGUCAGUGUGUUGGGAAAGGAGGGUUUCUCCUCAGGGAGAUUUUACUAUGAGGUUCAGGUCAGUGGAAAGACUAAGUGGGAUUUGGGAGUGACCAGAGAGUCCAGCAACAGAAGAGGAGCAAUUACAGCAAGUCCUAAAAAUGGAUACUGGACUGUGUUUCUGAGGAAUAAAACUGAAUUCAAGGCUGGAGAAUCUCCACCUGUCAUCCUUUCGAUGAAACAGGCUCCCCAGAAGGUGGGGGUGUUUGUGGAUUAUGAGGAGGGUCUGGUCUCCUUCUAUGAUGUUGAGGUCAGAUCUCAUAUCUACUCUUUCACUGGUCAGUCUUUCACUGAGAAACUCUAUCCAUUCUUCAGUCCCUGUCUCAAUGAUGGAGGUAGAAAUUCGGCUCCACUGAUCAUCACUCCUGUAUAGUAUGAAUGCUGAGGA
Astyanax mexicanus (Mexican tetra) is the source of this 1660-nucleotide messenger RNA. Its product is annotated as E3 ubiquitin-protein ligase TRIM39-like. NCBI's taxonomy places the organism in Eukaryota, Metazoa, Chordata, Actinopteri, Characiformes, Acestrorhamphidae. Gene Ontology annotation, molecular function: protein binding. The transcript is spliced from 7 exons. The record is from RefSeq and is a predicted model, not a curated record. The coding region runs from base 101 to 1645 and encodes 514 amino acids.